This is a messenger RNA of Dendrobium catenatum, 1456 nucleotides long. RefSeq names its product protein REVEILLE 8. Gene Ontology annotation, molecular function: DNA binding. The record is from RefSeq and is a predicted model, not a curated record. The transcript is spliced from 11 exons. NCBI's taxonomy places the organism in Eukaryota, Viridiplantae, Streptophyta, Magnoliopsida, Asparagales, Orchidaceae. Bases 1 to 1221 code for a protein of 406 amino acids.
AUGGCUUCUUCAGCUCCUAUUCGACUUCGACGAUGUUCCCUUCCUGUUAGAUUGAAAGGCACGACAUCCCUUCCUUUCAGAUCGGAAGGCGCGACAUCCGUUUCACAAUUAUGGGAGCUUGCUCACUAUGAAGGAGAGCAAAGCGUGAGAUGGAUCGCAACAUGCUACUCAAAACGAGAGGAUUUAGAUGCAGCUAAUCGAGAGCUCGACAUGGAGGAGCUACAGAUCGAGGAGUUCAACUGGAUUGCACUCUCUUUGGCCGGCACCCGGCGUGGCUCUGCCGAACUUCUUCCCCCAAAUUCAAGCGGCCACGCUUCAUUUACCGUACUAAUCCAAGAUGGAACGAUCAAGAAGCUGCGGAAGCCCUAUACCAUUACCAAGUCCAGAGAUAGGUGGUCGGAUGAGGAGCAUGAGCGCUUCCUCGACGCACUACUUUUGUUUGGUCGAGAAUGGAAGAAAAUUGAAGAUUUUGUUGGCACAAAGACAGUGAUACAGAUCCGCAGUCAUGCUCAAAAAUACUUCUUGAAGGUUCAGAAGAAUGGGAUAAUGGCACAUGUACCCCCGGCCCGUCCAAAAAGAAAUUCUACUCAUCCAUAUCCAAAGAAACCUGAUGAUGAUCCAACAACUCUGCAGCUGCAGUCAUCUAUGAUCUUCCCAUCUGCAUCCACUGGUCUUAUUGUUUCGUCUUCCAGUUGGGAUGAUCCAUCUUUCCUGAGGGAUUACACCUCCAAUGAUGCAAUGUCCUCUUCAAAUUACUACAAUGCCCUCUGUGGAGUUGAAUGUGAUAAUGGAACACUGGGCUUGACAAAUAUCUAUAACCACAAUGUUAGUUGGACUGGCAGUUCAAGCACAUCACAGGUUACUUCUGAAGCACCAGAGCAAGGGAGUCGACAAUCAUUUCAUGCUGCCAUUCCAGAGUUUUCUAAGGUUUACAACUUCAUUGGUACUUUGAUUGACCCUGAUAUCAAUAGCACAAUGGGAAUGUAUUUGCAAAAGCUUAAGGAGAUGGAUCCAAUCACUGCAAAAACUGUUUUAAUAUUGGUGAAAAAUUUGAUCAUCAAUUUGUCUACCCCUGAGUUUGAUCCAUUGAUAAACUGGCUGUCAACUUAUGAUCCUGAGACAAAAACAAUUGGAUCAGCAAUGGAGACUUCUGCACUUACCAACGUGAUGUAUCCUCCAUAUCAGGUUCCACAUGAUGCUCACUACUUACCACCACCUUAAAUGUUUUUUAGUCUGUGUAUUCUUAUUAAAGAUUUCUGCAAUAAAUCUGUAACGCAACUGAAGAUGCAUCUACUUUGAAUUGGGGUUUUGCUUCAUCUAUUUGCAAUUAUUAAGCUGAAACACAUCUUAAUUUGUAAGAUAAUAUCAUGCCACCACCUUAGCAUUUAUAAUAUUCAUGUAAUUCAAUAUUUUUUCAAUAAAUCUGUAAUACUAUUGAAGAUUUCUUUGCUUUGAA